This is a messenger RNA of Dacryopinax primogenitus, 1356 nucleotides long. Its product is annotated as phosphatidylserine decarboxylase. Gene Ontology annotation, molecular function: phosphatidylserine decarboxylase activity. Lineage: Eukaryota; Fungi; Basidiomycota; Dacrymycetes; Dacrymycetales; Dacrymycetaceae. The coding region runs from base 1 to 1356 and encodes 451 amino acids. The record is from RefSeq and is a predicted model, not a curated record. Gene Ontology annotation, cellular component: mitochondrion. The transcript is spliced from 4 exons. Gene Ontology annotation, biological process: phosphatidylethanolamine biosynthetic process.
AUGGACUCCGCCCUCCCUCCACCCCCCGACGCCCCGCUCGCGCAGAAAGUCGCACAUGCGUGGAGGACGACAGAGACCAAGUGGUACCCCUUGCCCCUAGCGGUGGGCGCGCUGCUCCUCGUCGGGUUGGCGUGGAAGCAUGAGUAUCAGAGGAGGCGACGAGAGGCAGAGGUGACGCUCAGUGGAGACGGGGAGGUCCUAAAACUGCAAGGGCCGUGGCAGGUCCACGUACUAGGUGCCCUUCCGCUACGCCAACUAUCCCGUUUAUGGGGAUGGCUAAACUCCCACGAACUUCCCCUCUGGCUUCGCCCCUACGGGUACGGCUUCUAUGCCUGGCUAUUCGGUGUCAAUCUAGAGGAGAUGGACCCCGCGGACCUGAGUGCGUACAGGAGCUUGGGAGAGUUCUUCUAUAGGGGGUUGAAAGACGGUGCGAGGCCGAUUGCGGGUACCGAGCUGGUGUCUCCCUCGGACGGGACCGUCGUCCACCUGGGGGAGAUUCAAGCCAACCGCCGAAUAGAGCAAAUCAAAGGUGUUACCUACUCCCUAGAUGCUCUGCUCGGGCGAGGGCAGUCCUCAACCCCCGUGCUCUCUCCUUCCCUCCCGCCAAGGGAAGGCACCCAAGAUUCGGCCUUCGCAGAGAUAAACGGGAUCCCCUAUUCCCUAAUAUCGCUCAUGGGCUCUCCUUCCUCCAAGCCGCCAAACGCGCCUCACCGGCCCGCCACGCCCAUAAAGGCGCAAGAUCAAGGCGACCGGGCUAUCCACCAGCCCGUAGGGGAGAAGGUGCACCACAGCGUGCAGGUGGCGCAGGAGAUGGGCGCUCAGGCGGUUACGAGCCUGGGUCACACCGUGAGGGAGGGGAACAGUCUUUUUUACAUCGUUGUCUAUCUCGGGCCAGGCGAUUAUCACCGGUUUCACAGUCCCGCCAGCUGGGUCGUCGAGAAAAGGCGGCAUUUCUCUGGCGAACUAUUUUCCGUCAACCCCUGGCUCGUCUCUCGCCUCCCGAACCUCUUUGUGUUGAACGAGCGCGUAGCCCUGCUAGGAAAAUGGCGACACGGGUUCUUCUCCUUUAUCCCCGUCGGCGCUACGAACGUUGGGUCGAUCAACAUCUCCUUCGACACUGACCUGCGUACAAACGCGCACUCUGCACCUCCCGUGGGCACAUUCGUAGAAGCGAGCUAUUCGAGUGCUAGCGCUUUGUUAGGAGGAUGGCCGGCGGUGAAGGGCGAGGAGAUGGGAGGCUUUGCUUUGGGGAGCACAAUUGUGCUUGUGUUUGAAGCCCCGCAGAGGUGGGAAUGGAGCGUCAAGCCCGGGGAGAAGGUGAGAGUAGGCCAGGCGCUGGGGGAUCAUGCGCAUUAG